Pistacia vera is the source of this 772-nucleotide messenger RNA. Its product is annotated as CLAVATA3/ESR (CLE)-related protein 12-like. The record is from RefSeq and is a predicted model, not a curated record. The transcript has a single exon. The coding region runs from base 174 to 488 and encodes 104 amino acids. Lineage: Eukaryota; Viridiplantae; Streptophyta; Magnoliopsida; Sapindales; Anacardiaceae.
CUUCAGUCUCAUGAAAGCAAACACUCCCUCCUUGAUUCCUCCCUCUCCAAUUAUAUUUCUUUAGCUGCUUUACCUCAUUUAAGCAGCUGUCAAUUCUAUUCUUCUUCUUCUAAACUUCUUCUCCAUGCACUCUCUUCUUCUCUUCACUUCUUCUUCUCCUUUUCUCUUUCGCCAUGGCCACCAAGUUCCCACAGAUCUUUAGUAUUAUUCUCUCGCUCUCUCUUUUUCUUUUUCUUCUAUUCUUUCAUAGCUUCAACUCCAUUUAUGUUUUUCAUCACAACACUUUGACCAACACCAAAGUUUCUGCACCUUCCAAAUUCGACUUCACUCCAUUUCUCUCCCACCACCACCACAACAACCACAACCACAGACACCACCGGAAACACUUGCCCUCGAAGCCGAAAACGGCCGGAGAAGACGUCAUCGACCCGCUAUACGGCGUAGAAAAACGGCUAGUUCCAACCGGGCCUAACCCGUUACACCAUUGAGAUAUAUAUAUAUAGAGAGAGAGGUUUUUAAUUCUUCUUCGAUCAUCAUCACUAAGUGCUGUAACUUUGUUCAAAGUGUUCAUGUAUUAAUUUUUGCAAUUAUUAUAUAUAUGAUUAUUUACCCUAAUCAUUCAUUUUUCUUCUCAUUAUUCAUCACCAGAAGAAAAGAAGAGAUCAUAAACAACGGCGUCGUCGUCCUGUAUGAUUAUAUUCCCAUACUUGUUUAGAGAUUGAUGAGAUAGCUUAGAUUCAUACUUUCAUUUGGAUCAAACUGUAUGUGUUAU